AUGGCUUUCAGCUUCGGAUUUUCAGGGGAUGAUAUCGAUAUUGAUGACUCGGAGAUCAAUAAUGAUUUCACCGAUGUGCCUUCUCAGCAUGUCGGCAAUUCUCUUCCCGAGCUGGUGAAGCCGAGUAAACAUGAUAUGAAUGAAUGGCUCUCCAUUCUACCGUCUCAGGUUUCAUAUAAUAAGCUAGCAAUCAAGAACGCACUGGCUGUCGCUCGUCGCGAGAUCUUUGACAUCCGCACGCAGCUCAUGGCGGAAGACAGCGCCGGCCAUGAUAACGAGGAACUAAUCGCCGGCAUCGAGAAAGGCGAUAUCAAGCCUAAUUUCUACGAAGGCGGCUUCAAAACCUGGGAAUGUUCACUGGAUCUCGCUAAGCUUUCCCUGGAUGAAGAUAUUCUUAAGGAAUCUCCGGAUAGCCCGACGGACAUCCAUAUAAUUGAGCUCGGCGCAGGAACAGCGGUCCCAACGCUGACCCUGUUCGCUCACCUGCUCCAAGCCGGACCCGGCAGCCAGAGAAAGACCAUCUUUACCUUCGCAGACUACAAUUCCGACGUGCUCCGUCUCGUCACACUUCCUAAUCUUCUUCUGACUUGGAAUCAAAGUCGUACUCAAAGCGCUGUUUCGGCUGCAUCCACUGCGCCGGUCCAGGAAGAGGAGUUGGAUAUCACACCUGAGCUGAUUGAGGAGUUCAAGACUGAUCUUGUGCAGCGGGGAAUCUCCGUCAACUUUGUAUCAGGCGCUUGGUCGCCUGAGUUUGUUGACCUUGUUUUCUCUGGCGACAACUCUUCUCGCAAGACCUUGAUUCUCGCUAGUGAGACUAUCUACUCCCCGGCCUCGCUCACGGCUUUCUCCGAGACGCUUUUGGCGCUGCUCCGUCGCUCAAGCACUACGUUGGCGAAGAGCCGGGCUCUUAUUGCGGCGAAGAAGGUUUAUUUCGGAGUUGGUGGUGGUGUGGAUGAGUUCCUUGCUGUGCUGGAUACCGUGUGUGGCAAUGAGUUGCAUGUCCAACAGAUAUUGAAUGUCCAAUCCGAGGGCGUUGGGAGAGUGGUUUUGGAAGUUGUUCCUUCCACCCAAUAUUAG
Molecule: messenger RNA, 1077 nt
Organism: Penicillium soppii
Lineage: Eukaryota; Fungi; Ascomycota; Eurotiomycetes; Eurotiales; Aspergillaceae
Product: protein-histidine N-methyltransferase
Exons: 3
Coding region: 1-1077 (358 amino acids)
Biological process (GO): peptidyl-histidine methylation, to form tele-methylhistidine
Molecular function (GO): protein-L-histidine N-tele-methyltransferase activity
Source: RefSeq, a predicted model, not a curated record